AAAAAACAAAGACGCCUGCUCCUCACCCACGCCCUAUUUAAUGCCUCGCUAUUUUGAUUGCUCUCUUCUUCUUUUAUCCAUCUUUUUAUAAGAAAUUGACAUGGAUUUUGUACCUGUUGCAGUAACCGAUGAAGAUGGUAAUGAGAUAGACAUCAAUUUAUCCUCAAGCCAUAUAGAACAGUUCCAGACCAUGCUUUCAAAACCAACACCACCCACUCUAAGGCAUCCAACUCAAUAUGAUAUGAUCGAACUACUCAACCAAAACUGGGAAAUCAAGCCAAGCCAACAUUUUACUGCGACAAAAGUGCUAAUCGGGUCUGUAAUCAUCGAUACUGAAAAUAAUUACGGUCUCCUUAUUUUGAUAUUUGGAGUAUAUGGUCGUGACCCUGACAUCGAUAGCCACGCUGAACAACGUAGCUCUACUGGUUCAACAAGGCAAACGACAUCUGUACCGUCUGUAGGCCAGAAUGAUUUUGAGAUUUUUACCAUGCGCCAAACCGAAGGCAGCAACAUUUCAAUUGAACUUAUACUUGGUACCCACUCUUUCAACGCCCUUGUGAUUGCUAGUACACGUAUUGACAACUUGGUUGAUCAUCCGGAAUGCGGACCGUGAAAGCACUGUACCGUCUGCUGCGCAAAGUUGUUUUUU
This is a messenger RNA of Mucor mucedo, 649 nucleotides long. RefSeq lists its product as uncharacterized. Lineage: Eukaryota; Fungi; Mucoromycota; Mucoromycetes; Mucorales; Mucoraceae. The record is from RefSeq and is a predicted model, not a curated record. The transcript has 3 exons. Bases 101 to 613 code for a protein of 170 amino acids.